AUGUCGGCCGCCUCCCUCCUCUUCCUCAUCGUCUACAACUUCUUUUAUUACUUUCUAUACCUCGUCCUACUCGCCUUCCUCGUCGUCACCCCCAUCGAUCUUAUCCAGCAGGGCGUCCAACGCCAUCGAAACUACGACAUCCUCGUCGUCCUCGUCUGCUACGUCGUGACCAUUCUCGUCGUUGCCUUUAUCUACGCCUCCCGCCUCUACAUCAGCCGUUCCGUGCUUGCAUCCAUACCGAAGGGAUGGGUCCCCAUAGAGAAGGGCGACGUCCCGCCUGACGUGCGCCAGAUGAUCGUCGAGGGGCUCGCCAGGAGUGCCGCGAUCGCAUUUGACGCCAGGCCGCGGGUACCGCUGGUGGUGCUCGGAUCGGGGCCCGCUUCUAGUGAUAGGGGGAAUAGGCAGGCUUCUUCCAAUUCCGCCGCGCCUGGGCCGUCAAUUGCGGAAUCCAAGAAGAGCGCCGCAUCUAGGGCGCCCGCGGCACACAGGGAUGCAAAAGCCACCGGGCCCUCACAACCCAAGCCGGUCUGGGGCGAUAUCGAACACCCAGGCUGGGGAUCGCCCAUGUCGCACGACCUGCCUAACCUGCAGUACGACACAGUCGUCACGGAGCUGCCCAACCUGAUUGAGGCGAAGGCUAUCACACUCGCCCCCCCUGACCCGGAAUCCCACUCGGACCCCCCGGCGCUGGACCCAGAUGCGAUCGCCCUUCUCCAGAGGCCGGAGUUUAUGGGGUUACGCGAAUAUCUAACGUACCUCACCGAAUUGGCUGUCCUUGCGCCGCUGCCCCUGACUGGCGAGUUUAUAGAGAAAUACGAAGCCGCCCGCUACUCUGGCCGCCCCUUGUCCAACGAGCGGUUCCGCAGCCUGAUGCACCUCUUUUCCGAGGUCCUGCGUCACAUGCACCCUCUCAGCCCCGCCGCGCUGGCGAGCUACGAAGACGACGGGUCGUCCGGGCCCGCCCCCUCGGAAAGCGACAUCGACAACGAUGCGCCUCGCGGGACCAGUCCGUCGAGCGCAGGGACUACCCGGGGGAUGUUCAUGAUGUCCGGCGCCAAAGAUGGUGGCGGCCUAGAUCGCCGGUCGAGCUCUAGCACGGACGGCUCGGGACGCCGCCGGCCGGGCCUCGGGCUGCGCAACUCGUCGGCCAAUACCUGGCAGUUCCGCACCGCUCCCACGACGCCCAAGAGUCGGCAUACCGGCUUUUCGAGAAAGUCUAGCUCGGAGAGCUUCGCGCACACAAGGCACGCGUACCCGGUCAGCCAGUCGUCCGGCUCGAGCUCGCGCAGCUCGCGGUCCGGGGGAAGCGGCUCGGUCAUUCGCUUGGCUAGCGCGGAAGACGCGACGGAUCUUCCUUAUGUUUUGACGUAUUGA
Chaetomium globosum CBS 148.51 is the source of this 1374-nucleotide messenger RNA. RefSeq lists its product as uncharacterized. The coding region runs from base 1 to 1374 and encodes 457 amino acids. Lineage: Eukaryota; Fungi; Ascomycota; Sordariomycetes; Sordariales; Chaetomiaceae. The record is from RefSeq and is a predicted model, not a curated record. The transcript has a single exon.